Messenger RNA from Xiphias gladius (swordfish), 1967 nucleotides. Its product is annotated as Fc receptor-like protein 5. Bases 155 to 1711 code for a protein of 518 amino acids. Lineage: Eukaryota; Metazoa; Chordata; Actinopteri; Istiophoriformes; Xiphiidae. Gene Ontology annotation, biological process: cell surface receptor signaling pathway. The transcript has 11 exons. Gene Ontology annotation, molecular function: transmembrane signaling receptor activity. The record is from RefSeq and is a predicted model, not a curated record.
AAAUGGAGUCUAAUAUGUUAUCUACUUGCAACACAUGUGUAACACCCCUAGCCCUAACACACACGCAUGGAUUCACCCAUGCACAUACACAUAGAGACAGAAACAUGCAACCAAGCUAGAGACACCAUGUCAAAGAUAGAUUCAUAGCACUAUAAUGAAGAACCUACAGACUCUGAGUGUGUUGCCAAUUUUGGCCCUGUCAAGUUUGUUCAUCAAGAUAGGUGGAUCAAUCUCCCUUCACCCAGUCCUGACUGGUCCUGACAUGGCCUACCUUGGCUCGAGGGUGGCUUUCCGGUGUAUUGCAACUGACUCCACUCCGCCAGUCACCUACAAGCUGAUCAGGGAUGGUGAUGUCCUGAUAGACACAGGUACCGAUCUCCAAGGGGACCAACCUGCGUCAUUCUUCCUGAAGGUCUCUGCAACAUCUGAGGGGUCAUACCACUGCAAUGCGACGACUGGAGGAAGCACAGGAGUCAGCAGUAUCAUCAAGCUGAGUGUAGUCAUUCCAGCAUCCAAUACCAGAGUGAUCUCUGAACCCUUCCCCCCAGUCACAUACGAGGGGUCACGCAUCGUCCUCAGCUGCAACGUCACAAAGGGCUCCCACCUCUCCUACACCUGGUUUUUCAACAGGAAGGAAAUAACACCUUCAACCUCUCCCUUUUUUCACCUCAGUGGGAACAAGCUAGUGAUGGAGAAGGUGACUCUAGAGCAUGCUGGGCACUAUUCUUGCAUGGCUUGGUCCACCGUGAAGGACACUAGGAGGUUUUCAAGCAGCACAAAGGUCCAGGUGACAGUCAAAGCCUAUGUAUCAAAACCAAAGAUCUCUUUCUCCAUCUCCAAAGAGGGAGCCAGUUACCAUGGCAACAUUACCUGUUGGUCAACAAGGGGGAGUCAUCCAGUCAACUUCUCUCUUUCAGUAGAUGGCAAAGAAGAGGGAUCGGUCACAGCAAGUGAAUCCCUCGCUGCCUGGUUCCCUGUUGUCUUGGUACCUGGGCUGGAUAUGGGCGUGGCGCAAUGUCGGGUGAAAACUGAGAUGCAGGAGUUGAUGAGUGAGCCUCUGAGUCUGGAAGUGGUACCAGUUGGAGGUGACGUGAAAGUGGAGGUGGAAUAUCUCUACAGGGCUGACUCCAAACUUGCCGCCACCAGGCUGAGCUGUCAAGUCAGCAGAGGAACUUUCCCUUACAUCUCCUGGCUUCUGAAUGACUCUGUCCUUCCCUCUGAGACACGUGUGGACACCCGCAUUCAGUACAUCCUGCCUCACUUUGCCCUCGCCGACCGUAGACGAACCCUUGUCCUCACUAAGCUUGGCCCAGAGGAGUCUGGGUAUUACCGCUGCAGGGUCAGGGACAGCUACGAUGACUCCGGGCCCUGGGUGGAGAGUGUAGCUGUGCUGGUCCGAGUCACAGACAGGAUCCUUAACUCCAUGCCUCGAGCAACAUCUUCCACUGAAACACCACCAAAGGAUUUCAUGCCCAGUAUCGAGAUUUUCACCAUAGCGUUCUGCUGUUUUCUUUUCCUGAUGAUGGCAGUGGGCGUAGCCUGUGUUUGCAGGAUGUUUGACCACAACCAAGCUCGUGCCCACAUUUCCACGACAAAUUCUGAUGCACCUCCUCUGUCUGCACCCGUGUCCCAGUCAGGAAGCAAGCAGGCAGAUAGUUCCUCUACAGACUCUGAUGUCCAGAGUCAGUUUCAGACCACAGAGAUCCCAUGACAGCGGAGGAACAUCCCGCAGCUCUCAUCAAAUUCAUCAGCCCCUCAGACAAAUUUCCAUUAUUUCAUUUUAAAUUUGGAGCUUUUUUGUUGCUGUUUGUUGCUGUUCCACUGCAUUUAUUACUUUUCCGGACAUGCCAAGUUACUUCUAAAAAACUGGUGGAACAUUGAGUUAAAAAGAGUGAGAGAUUAUAUUUUUCAGCAAAACUGUAUAUUGUCAUGUUUUUUCAAAAUAAAAAUUCUCAUUUUAAAUGUUU